This is a messenger RNA of Haliotis rubra (blacklip abalone), 1182 nucleotides long. Its product is annotated as probable G-protein coupled receptor B0563.6. Lineage: Eukaryota; Metazoa; Mollusca; Gastropoda; Lepetellida; Haliotidae. The record is from RefSeq and is a predicted model, not a curated record. Gene Ontology annotation, cellular component: plasma membrane. Gene Ontology annotation, biological process: G protein-coupled receptor signaling pathway. Gene Ontology annotation, molecular function: G protein-coupled receptor activity.
AUGGACAUGAGCGGUCUUCUGUUUGACAACAUGACCACCAUCCCGAAUGGUAACGUGACAGGCAACACCUCGAUUGAGGUCACUACUUACAAGGUGGAGGAUGUUCUCUACCUGUCAGAGGACGGCCGACUCAAAGCAUUCUUAGAAUUUCAAGUGAGCUGGUAUAUGGAUGUGGUGUACGCCCCAAUCUGCUCCAUUCUCGGCAUCUUGGGAAAUACCUUGUCCUUCAUCGUCCUGUUGAGCUCAAACAUGCGCAACACCACUUCCUACCUGUACAUGGCCGUACUGUCCUGCACCGACACCAUCGUCCUCGUUCUCAACAUCCUCUUCAUGGUUACCAAGUUUCCGGGUCACGAGAUUUUCAAUCGCGGAACCUGCGGGCUCAUAUUCUUCCUCAUGUAUUUUUCCAUCCACUACAACGUGUUCCUCAUGUGCACCAUGACGAUAGAGCGCUACAUAGCCAUCAAGUUCCCCCUUCAUGCUCCCAAAUGGAUCACAAUCAAGAAGGCCCGAGUACUGAUACUGGUGGAGUUCAUUGUCGCGUUUUCUCUUGAUGUUCACAGCUUCUUCACACGCCAGAUAGUAGUCGACCCAAACACAGGUGUGGAGAAGUGCACAACACCUGGCGAGACCAAUACGUUCUUCGUAACCAAGAUAUGGCCGUGGGUAGACGCCGUGGUCUACUGCUAUGGGCCGCUCACGUGUCUGUUGGUUUUGAACGUACUAAUCAUCAUGGAAGUGAAGCGGGCGGGACGCAUGCAGCGGCAGAUGACACACACAGGAGUUCAGGAAAAAACUGCAGCUGACACACGGAACAGGGAGCGCCAAGUCACCGUUAUGCUUCUCGCCGUGUCCUUCACCUUCCUCAUCUUCGUCACCCCAAUGGCCGUCAUCAUUGUCGUCGAACGCUACUUCUGGGUUCAGCACAGUGCCCACGAGCAGGCUCAGUACCACCUGGUCCGUACAAUCUGCAACAACAUGAUGUAUACCAACCAUGCCUUAAAUUUCGUUCUCUACUGUGUUGGAGGCAAGAGAUUCCGUGAUCAGUUCUUCGCCAUGUUCUGCUGCAAACAGAAGCAGGCCGCCAUGGGGCGGUCCAAAAUGAUGUCCAAUGACACGUCUACUACCAACUCAAGGGUCAGCGUUGUGUCAAAUGAAAACGUCACUAUACAAACCAAAUAA